Molecule: messenger RNA, 2112 nt
Organism: Hydractinia symbiolongicarpus
Lineage: Eukaryota; Metazoa; Cnidaria; Hydrozoa; Anthoathecata; Hydractiniidae
Exons: 9
Coding region: 1-1848 (615 amino acids)
Source: RefSeq, a predicted model, not a curated record
AUGGUGUUAUCAAACGUGAAGUCGUAUUUAGCUUCAGGAAAUUUGAACGACCUUCAAAAAGUUUCAAGUUCUUUGAGAACUACGCUGGAUAAUAAACUGAGAGAUCCCGAUUUCUCAGUUUUAUUAGAUGAAGGCGCUGUGAAACGAAACGAAGAAGCUGAAAGUUUCAUCCCAAAGGAUCAUCUGCUAGCCAUCAGCUGCAAGGAUAAUUCUAUUCGGGCUCUCAGGAUAGUUUAUAAUUGCUAUAAUCCUUUGACAAUACAUUGUUUAAACAAUGCAGUGAUUAAGGCAGUGACAGACAGUGAUUGUUUAUACAGCAGUGCUUCUCUGGCUGUUUCAGACACAGGUCUUUCGGCAGCAGAUCUUGUACAGAAGGAAGCUAUUCUUAUGUGCAGUAAAAAUAUAUGGUCAUCUUUUAUCUGUAUACUUGCCCUUACCAGUGUAUUAAAAAGAAAUAUUUCAACUUUAUAUCCUGAUUGUGUUUCCAUUAAAUUGAGUAAAGCUACGUUAAAGCGUCCUGCUCAAUAUUUUCAAGCUAGGUUGCCAUACUUUAUGAAAACAACUGAAAACGUAUGUGUCUCAUCACCAAAUUUUUCCUCUUCAUUAGGCCAAACAACAUUAGUUAAUCAAUGUGGUUAUAUUGAUGGUAUUGGAAAAUAUGAUGUAGGCACUUAUUACAAGCAAGCUCCACACCUUAGUGAUCAUGAUAUAGUCACAUAUGUUGAUAACUACGAUGGCCCUGAAGAAAUGGAAUCACUGUUGAAAAGAAUAGUCAGGGAAGAAGUAGAGCGAGCUCUCUCCUCAAAUCCUUCCAGUAGUACUUUUGCACCACCAAAUCAAUCAAAGUUCAUAAAUUCUUUGUCUUCCUUUUUUGGUACAAAUUUUAUCACAAGAUUUUCCUUUUCAUUCGAUACGGCACUUAGAAGAUCGAUUCACAAAAUUUUGUCCACUAGGUUUAUUCUUAUUUUUACUUUUGUAGGCGUUCAACAUUGUUACUGUGAAGUUGAAGAUAUCCCUGAUGUAGAUGUACGCGAGAGAUUAUUAGUGAUUCGUAACUGUACUGAAUCAGAGACAUUUCGCCAACACCUGAAUGAUUUUAUAGAGCGAUUCGAUUUUGGAUACACAAAAGUGAAUCCUGCUAUUAGUGAAAAAGAAGAGUUGUUGAAAACCAUUUCACAUCACUGGAUUAUUUCCUCGAAGUUGGAAGAGUUACAAAAAUUUCUGAAUGGGCUUUCGUGUGAGGGGGUACUCGAAAUCCUUCGCAAGCAUCCUGAGGAAACUAUGAAGAAGUUCAUGUAUGCAAGUGUUUCAUCUGAAGAUGUGAAGUCAAUUUUCAACGUGGUUUACACCGGAAAAAUCGAAAUCGAAGAGGACAUUAUUUAUAACCUUAAAAACUUUGUGGAUGAAGUAGGGUUUGGAAGAGUGAAAGAAAAGAGUGCUGUCAAUGUUCUUGCCCUCGAAGAAUCUCCUUUGAAUUCAAAUCCAAAUAUGUCGUCGAAAGUCAUCACAUUGGAGGACUUCCUAUUCUUUCUAACAGGGUCAAAAUUUUUGCCCAAUAGGAAGGUUGAUGUCAGUUUUAAUCAUCACAGUUUUGGAAACGAAAGAGUAAGAGUGAGCACAUGCGAAUUGUGGAUUCGAUUUCCUGUUACAAAACGGUACAUGGAUGGAGAAGUCUUCACUCAAAAUAUCCUUGAUGACAUUUUAGAUUCACCAGGCUUUGCCGGAUGUCGUCUAUACAGUCCCAACUUGGAAAGCGUUCUCUUCAAGGUAGACAAACUCACAAACACAUCAUGCUGUGCUGCUAAGAAUCCCAGGAUUUCUAGAUUACUAAAGCCUUGUCCAAAGUAAGAAGUUAUUAAAGCAUCUCUAUCAAAACAUUUUGAACUUAAACAAGGCAGAUACGAUGUCGCCAUGUUGUUUCCUGCCCCGCAAACAAAGCAAUGAAAAUUUAACAAAAUCAGGACCAGAUGGAAAAUAUCGAUUAAAUUUGUGCCAAAAUGCUCUCGCGGGCGUGAAUGAAUUUUUCCUUGCGCGUAUUAAUACAAUGGUGCGUGCAUCAAAGCUGUGCGUGCAAGACUAUAACUUGAGCGCGCGUAAAUUAAAGCACUUAUG